AUGGAUUUGUUAAAAGCAGGUGAACAUAGGUUUUUACAAUUGCAUGAGCUUGAUGAGCUUAGAUUAGGUGACUAUGAUAAUUCCAUGUUGUACAAAGAGAGAACCAUAGUUUGGCAUGACAAAAAGCUCCGUAGGAAAGACUUUAAAGCGAGAGAUAAAGUUUUUUUGUUUUUGUCUAAGUUCAAGAUUAAGCAACCUAAAUUGACUUCUCGUUGGAUAGGACCCUAUGUAAUUAAGCAAGUAUAUCCGUCAGGGUAUAUCAAAUUGUUUAAACAGAAUGGGGGGUCGUUUAUUGUCAAUGGUCGCAGGUUGAAGUUAUAUCAUGAAGAGGAAGCUGUUGAGGGAGUUCAAUUUGAGGAACUCCCAUUGUUUGAUCUAGAAGAAUAA
Erigeron canadensis is the source of this 387-nucleotide messenger RNA. RefSeq lists its product as uncharacterized. The transcript has a single exon. Lineage: Eukaryota; Viridiplantae; Streptophyta; Magnoliopsida; Asterales; Asteraceae. The record is from RefSeq and is a predicted model, not a curated record. The coding region runs from base 1 to 387 and encodes 128 amino acids.